AGAGAGAGAGAGAGAGAGAGAGAGAGAGAGAGAGAGAGAGAGAGACUCCAGUCAGCGGCACUGCGCCCUUCACUUGAUCGAUAUCGAUCAGUUCGGAGAGAUUCAGACACACAGUGGCUCCGUUAGCAGGACUAGCACCGGGAGCUAGCACUGGAAGCUAUGCGAUGGGACGCGUGUGAAGCAGCCCGCAGCUAACGGCAGCCUGGCGGAGAAAGAAACAAGGAAGCGGACUGCUAGCUGUGCCGAACCGGAGCUAACGUGGGCUAACUGUUGGCUAAUAUUAUUUCUAAUGUGCGACCAAGGAGCAUGCGACCGGAUACGAAGAGCUGACUUGUUCGGGGAUGUCGGGCAGUAAGGCGCUGGGCGGGGGGGCAGGCGGGGGUGCGAGGCGGAGGCGGACGCGGUGCCGGCGCUGCCAGGCCUGCAUGAGGACGGAGUGUGGAGAGUGUCACUUCUGUAAGGACAUGAAGAAGUUCGGCGGGCCCGGCCGCAUGAAGCAGUCCUGCCUUCUGAGACAGUGCACGGCGCCGGUGUUGCCUCACACGGCGGUGUGCUUUGCAUGUGGCGAGGCGGGUAAGGAGGACACGGUGGACUCUGAGGAGGAGAAGUUCAGCCUCUCUCUGAUGGAGUGCACCAUCUGUAACGAGAUCAUCCACCCGAGCUGUCUGAAGAUGGGUAAAGCUGAAGGAAUCAUCAACGACGAGAUCCCAAACUGCUGGGAGUGUCCCAAGUGCCACAAGGAGGGCAAGACCAGUAAGGACCCGGCGGACGGCUCGGGGAAGCGCAGGCUGGAUAACGGGGAGGUUGGCCGCUGGAAGCUCACAGAUGACCCUCCCCCUAAAAAAAAAGCACCUCCCUCCCUGGAGGAGGGAGUGGGACUGGGGGGCCACAAGAGGAAGAAGGAGAAGGAGCUGCCUCAGGACAGUGGGCCCAAGAAGAAGAUGAAGGGCGCCCAUGAAAAACGGCUCAAAAAGAAACCCAAGCAGGAGGCGUCGGAGUCCAACGGUCCCACCUCCUUGGGUGGAGGAGGACUGCAGGGCUCCACCAUCUCGUCUUCUCAGCCCGGGGUGGGGGUAGGAGUGGGGGGGGCGACGAGUGCAGACCAGCGCUCCCACCACCGGGAGAAGCUGGAGCGCUUUAAGAGGAUGUGUCUGCUGGAGCGCCGACCCUCCUCCUCGUCCUCCUCCUCCUCCUCGUCCUCCUCCUCCUCCUCUUCCAGCUCGGAGUCCGACUCAGAGUCCGACUCGGACGAUUCCCUCAGGGGGGAGCAGGCCGGAGGGGGCUCCUCGCCUUCUUCCUCCUCCCCGGCACAGCCUCAGCCCGUCGCUCACGGCAACAGCGGCGGGCGGACGGAGCGGGAGAGGAGUCGCAGCGAGAAGGAGAGAGCGAGGAAGAGCGAGCGACACCUGGCCGGCUUGAGCUUCAGCGCCAGCGACGAGUCUGAGGGGGAGGGGGGCAGGGGAGGCGAGGAGCUGAGGGAGGAGGAGCAGGGGGAAGGGGAGGUGACUCGACGGAGAGGGGGAGAGGCCGGCUUACCUCCUCGAGGACGUAAAGGGGGACUACUAGAAGGAGAGGAGGAGGAGGACACGCCCACCUCUGAUAGGACCAGGAAGACCUCCAUCUCCCUCCCCCCGCCCUCGCCGCUCUCCUCCAACCAGAUGCCUCCGUCCUCGCAGCACGACGGCUUCCCUGGGAAACAGCGCAGCAACGGGCAGGAGGCGCGCAACGGGCGGACACGGGGCGGCGUGGGAGUGGGGAGGGAGGGGGGAGAGAAGGAGAACGCUAGCGGCGUCCUCACCAACCACAGACACAGCGGGGGGGGGGGCAAAGGCACGGGGAGCCGCGGCAACAAGUUCCGUAAGAACCAGACGUCCAAAAACAGCAGCUCCUCCCUCCCCACUUCAAAUGGGGGCGGCGGCGGUGGGGGAGGUGGCCUGAUGAUGUCAGCCAUGGCGGCGUCCCCCUGCUCGCAGCCGUCCCGCCUCGCCCCGCGCUCCCAGAUGAUGAAGCGCAGCCCACCCGCCGUCCCCUCGCCCCCCCGGCCCGUACAGAUGGAGAGGCAUCUUGUGCGCCCCCCCCCCACAUGCCCCGAGCCCAGGUGCCUGCCACUGGACUCUGGCUCCUCCCACAUUAUGACACGUGACGUGUGGCUCCGAGUCUUCACCCACCUGAGCCAGAGGGAGCUGUGUGUCUGCAUGAGGGUGUGUCGCACCUGGAGCCGCUGGUGUUGUGAUAAACGCUUGUGGACUCAGAUCGACCUGAGCCGGCAGCGCUCCAUCACCCCCCCCAUGUUGAGUGGUAUCAUCCGCCGGCAGCCCGUCUCCCUGAACCUGGGCUACACCAACAUCUCCAAGAAACAGCUCAUGUGGCUCAUCAACCGCUUACCAGGUCUGUUGGAGCUGAACGUGGCUGGGUGCCCGUGGCCGGCGGUCUCUGCUCUCUGUCAGGCCGUGUGUCCGUGUCUCAAGCUGCUGGACCUCAGCAGAGUAGAGGACCUCAAAGACUCUCACCUGAGAGAGCUGCUGGCCCCGCCCCCCGACACCCGGACAGCUCACGGGGAGACCAGAGUGGGCCGCUUCCAGAACGUUGCUGAGCUGCGAUUGGCUGGCUUGGACCUGACGGACGCGUCGUCCCGCCUGUUGGCUCGUUACGUCCCUCAUCUGAACAAGUUGGACCUCAGUCAGUGUGGAAACAUCAGUGACCAGACGGUGCACACGCUCACCUCCUCCAUUUCCCCCCUGAGGGACAGCCUCACCCACGUCAACCUGGCAGGUUGUGUGAAGGUGACGGAUCAGUGUGUGUCGUUGCUUCGGCGAUGUUCAUCUCUCCAGGCGGUGGAUCUUCGUUGUUGUUCCUUGUUGUCGUCGGAGACGGGGCAGCUGUUGUUGUUCCCUCAUCACGCCGCCUCCUCUGCCACCAUCACAGCUGCUGCUUCAUCCUCCUCCUCCUCCUCCUCCUCCUGUCCUCCUGAAGACACAACGCUGCUAAAGAACAGCUAGAGCCCCCCUCAUAUCAUGUGACACUCCAAUCAUUGGUGCAGACGGCACAAGAGCCCCGCCUCCCACCGCCUCCCACUGCAGGGGGUGAGGAGGCCCCUGUGCAGCGUUUCUCCUGACCUGAGGAGGAAAGCAUUCUGGGAAAGUUGUCGGUAAUAGUAAAAAAAAUAGAAAUCCUGAGCGUGUACAUAUUUGUUCUCUGUACAAUUUUGGGUGUGUGUACAUAUGUGUAGUUUACUGUAAAUUACCCGUGACCUUUGAACCAUCACUAACACUUGUAUCCUUCAUCCACCGGCCUGCCGCACACGGGGGGGUCUGACAUUUGGUCUGGUUAGGCCACAGCGGUCCCCUAUUUUCAGUGUUCAUGCUAAACCAGGCUAACGUUUCCCUCCACUCAGUCUGAUGGCUCUGCUCUGUUUCUAAGCUAAGCUAAGCUAAGCUAAGCUAAACCCUUCUUAGUGGACUCGCUACACGUUUUAAUGGCUCCCUGGAGACCAACCACAUUGGCCACUACAUUUGCACUGAGUCCUAGAAACAAAGAUGGUGAUUGUUUUGAGGACCUGCGGUGUCCAAGCUAAAUAAAGAGCUAGCGUCUUGAAACGUAGGUUUAAGAUCAACUGGUACAAACCAGUCAGGGUGAGCAGAUGAAACACACAUUAAAAGCAACAGUAUCCACCUCUUCCAGUGUUUGUGCUAAGCUAGGCUAACGCCCACUUCUCUAUAAAAUGUCAGACUGUUCUCCUCUCCCGGUGUGUGUCCUCUUCAUCAUGUGAUCAGGUUAUUUUGGCAAGUUAUUGUGUUUUCUCAGGAGUUUGUACUUAAUUUAUUUUUUUUGCCUCCUGUCACUCCAUUCCUUCUCUUCAUGUGUCACUUCCUGUUGGAUCUGAUGUCCGUUCGUCUUCCUCGUGAUGAAGACGAAGCGCAUUUCUGCCACAUAGAAAAGAAUCAACGUGAAAUCUAAUCUAGUUCAUAUUAUUACAGUCUUGAUCAAUUGAUUUAAUUCAGACUCCCUUUCUUACAAUAUAUUAGAUUUUCUUUAUCACAUUUUGACUGCUCAUAUUUUUGACUGUUUUUUUUUUAUAUUCCAUUUUGCCAUUUUUGGGGCUCAAUGGGUUUCCAUAGUUUCAAAUAUGAAAAAAGCUUAAUAUGAAACAACAGCUGAUUACUGCUUGUGUUUUUGAUGGAACUGGCUGUUGAUCAUGUGAUCAGAUCCACACUGAGGUCCAGCUAUAAUAAUGGUUCAUGUACCUGUACCUUCAUAUCUAGAGCAAAGGAUAGAUGGCCCCUGCUGGGCGGGGGGGGGGGGGGGGUUAUAUUCGCUCUGCUGUCACAGCAAUUUUUGUGUUUUCUCUGCGACAUUUUUCAAAGUUCCAAAAAGCAACGUGAUUAACAGAAUUUAAAUUGAGUUAAGAGAACUACCUGGCACCUCCCCUCGUCCUCACUAGCUAGCUAAUGUUAGCCAGCGAGCUAACUUGGUACUGCUAUUAGCUCAUUCCUUACACAGGAGAGGUCACUAAAUACAGAGUGAUGAGCGCAUUAAGCUUAUGCUUAAGAUGCAGAGACGACAAGCGAAUAUCGGCUACAUCCUACGCUUUGAGCGUCCUGGUAGCAUGUUAGCCAACACUGAACAACCAAACACAUCAUUACAGCAGAUGUUGUUUAUUUGGGAUUUCUAGUCAUGAAUUUAAAUAUUUGACUUAAAUGUAUUUAUUAAAAGUGCAGAAGAGUACAUGGAAUAAAAAGUAUUAGCAGCUGAAUGUUUAAUUACCACAAACACCGUGUUGUGCCAUAAAAACCCGCCGGAGGUCAAUAGGUCAUAUUUUAUACUUUUUCUAUUCCGUUGUGAUUAACUUUUUUUUAUUUUUAUUGUAAUUUUGGGGUUCAAUGAUUUAUAGCGUGGCUUCAAACUUUGCCUAGCAACAAGUGACAAGAUCAAAUCAGAUUGGACGACAAAUCCCCUGAAGGCUCUCACCAAUCAGGAGCUCUGACAGGUUUCACCUCCUCCUCUGACUCAUCAAUGUUUGAAAGAUUCACCGGAACAUCUUCAGCAUUUCCCCCUUUUGCCAAAUGUAGUUUUUGUUGUGAAAGAGGCAAUUUAUGGUAUUUUUAUUUGUUUUUUAUAUUUUGUCAUGAUGCCUCUGUUGUGUUGAUAAAUUAUGAGGAAGAAGUUUGAACAAAAAGUGAAAGACUCCAGGCAGCUAUGAGAGAUACUACUGUAACGAUGAGUAAUAAAGAAGCAAUGGGUUCCUUUGUA
Pungitius pungitius (ninespine stickleback) is the source of this 5250-nucleotide messenger RNA. RefSeq lists its product as uncharacterized. The record is from RefSeq and is a predicted model, not a curated record. Gene Ontology annotation, biological process: protein demethylation; regulation of transcription by RNA polymerase II. Gene Ontology annotation, molecular function: DNA binding; zinc ion binding; histone demethylase activity. Lineage: Eukaryota; Metazoa; Chordata; Actinopteri; Perciformes; Gasterosteidae. Bases 342 to 2999 code for a protein of 885 amino acids. The transcript is spliced from 11 exons.